This is a messenger RNA of Leptosia nina, 345 nucleotides long. NCBI's taxonomy places the organism in Eukaryota, Metazoa, Arthropoda, Insecta, Lepidoptera, Pieridae. The record is from the annotation of a GenBank genome assembly.
AUGCUUUAUCAGGUGGUUGGUGACCCCCUGGCUCGAGGUGGCGUUGCUAGACUCCGUGGAGCUACUGUGACCGGCGUUCGCUAUCGAACUGUGUCCGGAAUAAUUCUCAGUUCCAGAAUUAUUGUCACAAUUCGCUGCGAGCGUGCUCAAAUGGAACCUUUGAUGGUCUCCCGGGCCGACGCAACACUGGUCCGGUAUGUUCUGGUGGUGUCCGGCGGUUUCGUAUAUCGGUUUUCCUGUCCUCAGCGUGUAAGUGUGCAGAUUGGUGUUGGUGUUGCAUAUGGCGGGGUAGUCCGACUCGAAUUGUUCAUUGCUGGAGCCACCGGCGCACGGGAACAACCCUAA